AGUACUGGGGAUUGAACUCAAGGCUUCACACAUGCUAGGUCAGUGCUCUAGCACUGAGCCAACAUCUCUAGCCCCUCUCAGGGAAUAUCUUUAAAAGUCAUUGCCCCAAGUUCUUUUGCCCAUUAGUACUUUUCCCUUUCCUUCCAUAUGUGAAUUUUUAUUUAAAUAAUGUUUAUUUAUAACUGUAUCCCUGUUUUAAGCAAAACGUAUUAGGAAAAUUUAUUUUACAAACAAAACAAAUCAUUCUGUUUAAUAGAGUGGUGACCUGAAAUUUAUUUCUGUAGCAGUGAAUUUUCCUGAUGUAUUUUUUAAAACCUACAGCUCUCAGUUGAUACAUAUGGAUAAAAUCUUUUUCAUAGAAUAUACUGUGAACAACCUGGUCAUCUGCCAUUGAGCUGUUUGACUAAACGUUGCUAUGGAGAUUUAGCACAUGAUCAGAAUCAUUGUGUUUAUGAUUCUCUGUUCAUUAGAAAUUGGUUUUGUAUUUAAGGCACUUAUAAUCUCCUUUGUAUUAAUUUGUGUAGUAGCAUCCAUUUCCUUCCUACCCUUUCAUAUUUCAUUGUGAGCUACUUCUCUUUUCUGCAUAACACUUAGCAUAAUGCCUUAUUAAUAACAGUAACUUCAUUUGUAUUUAAAAUAUGAAGAAAGCAACUAAGCGCACAUAUGUAGAGGUAAGGCAAAAUGGUACUAGGUUCUUGUACUUGAAUUCUUAUUUUCUACUCUAGGUACCAAAGGUGCAACAAAACAGGACAGAGUCUCUGCCUUUGUUAAGGUCACAUUCUAGUGAGGAUAGCUAUUAUCAUGGCAAGUGAAAGUCAUGAAGGAAAAAAAAGCUGAGAUGAAAGGUAAUAUAGGUGCAGGACUGCUACUUUAGAGAGUAAUUAGGGAAGGUCUCAAUGUCCAGGCCUGGUUCGUUUUCUAUAAUUUAAAAAUAUAAAUAAAGUAUUAUUUAUUUACCAAACAUGUUCUGAAUACUUGCUAGGUAUAAGCAAUGGGGCUUGAUUUUGCAAGGGAUCAUAAUAGGGAACAGAAAUGUUAUCUAUAUUUCAAGACAUUUCACUGUCUACUUACCCAGAAGAUUACAAGCUCUCUGAAAACAAGGGCCAAGUCUUUUGGUCUGUCUGUAUCAGUAGUACUCAUAAUAGUGUUUGCUGAAGGGGUAAAGUGGACCUUUUUGUUUUUCUCUGUAGUCACAUGACAUGUGGAAGUCAUUGAGAUGCUGUUGCUAGGAUAACCUCACUGUAUUACGUAACAGUUCAGGUUAUUUCUUUGGCUAGAGCAGAGUCUAGAGAGCAGUGGAGGCCAGAAGGAAAGGUUUAUUCCAGAGCAAAUGAAAAAGAGCCUUGCUGUUGGUGGUUAGCUAAAGUGAGGAUGAUAAAGGGUGAGUUUUAUGUGAUAGAAUAUGCAGCAUGUGAUGCUACAUACAAUGAAAUUGUCACGAUUGAGCGUCUACGAUCGGUUAAUCCAAACAAACCUGCUACAAAAGAUACUUUCCAUAAGAUCAAACUUGAGGUGCCAGAAGACUUAAGACAAAUGUGUGCCAAAGAAUCGGCACAUAAGGACUUUAAAAAGGCAGUUGGUGCCUUCUCUGUAACUUAUGAUCCAGAAAAUUAUCAGCUUGUCAUUUUGUCCAUCAAUGAAGUCACUUCAAAGCGAGCACAUAUGUUGAUUGACAUGCACUUUCGAAGUCUGCGCACUAAGUUGUCUCUGAUACUAAGAAAUGAAGAAGCUAGUAAGCAGCUGGAGAGUUCAAGGCAGCUUGCCUCAAGGUUUCAUGAACAGUUUAUUGUACGAGAAGAUCUGAUGGGUCUAGCUAUUGGUACUCAUGGUGCUAAUAUUCAGCAAGCAAGAAAAGUACCUGGGGUCACUGCUAUUGAUCUAGAUGAAGAUACCUGCACGUUUCAUAUUUAUGGAGAGGAUCAGGAUGCAGUGAAAAAGGCUAGAAGCUUUCUUGAAUUUGCUGAAGAUGUCAUACAAGUUCCAAGAAACUUAGUAGGUAAAGUAAUAGGAAAAAAUGGAAAACUGAUUCAGGAGAUUGUGGACAAGUCAGGAGUUGUGAGGGUGAGAAUUGAGGCCGAAAAUGAGAAAAAUGUCCCACAGGAAGAGGAAAUUAUGCCACCAAAUUCCCUACCUUCCAAUAAUUCAAGGGUUGGACCUAAUCCCUCUGAAGAAAAAAAACAUUUAGAUAUAAAGGAAAACAGCACCCAUUUUACUCAACCAAACAGUACAAAAGUCCAGAGGGGUAUGGUACCAUUUGUUUUUGUGGGAACAAAGGAUAGCAUAGCUAAUGCCACUGUUCUCUUGGAUUAUCACCUGAACUACUUAAAGGAAGUAGACCAGUUGCGUUUGGAGAGAUUACAAAUUGAUGAGCAGUUGCGACAGAUUGGAGCUAGUUCUAGACCACCACCAAAUCGUACAGAUAAGGAAAAAGGCUAUGUGACUGAGGAUGGUCAAGGAAUGGGUCGAGGUAGUAGACCUUACAGAAAUAGGGGGCACGGCAGACGCGGUCCUGGAUAUACUUCAGGAACUAAUUCUGAAGCAUCAAAUGCUUCUGAAACAGAAUCUGACCACAGAGACGAACUCAGUGAUUGGUCAUUAGCUCCAACAGAGGAAGAGAGGGAGAACUUUCUGCGCAGAGGAGACGGACGGCGGCGUGGAGGGGGAGGAAGAGGACAGGGAGGAAGAGGACGAGGCGGAGGCUUCAAAGGAAACGACGAUCACUCCCGAACAGAUAAUCGCCCACGUAAUCCAAGAGAGGCAAAAGGAAGAACAGCUGAUGGAUCCCUUCAGAUCAGAGUUGACUGCAAUAAUGAAAGGAGUGUCCACACUAAAACAUUACAGAAUACCUCCAGCGAAGGUAAUCGGCUGCGCACGGGUAAAGAUCGAAACCAGAAGAAGGAAAAGCCAGACAGCGUGGAUGGUCAACAACCACUCGUGAAUGGAGUACCCUAAACUGCAUAAUUCUGAAGUUAUAUUUCCUAUACCGUUUCCGUAAUUCUUAUUCCAUAUUAGAAAACUUUGUUAGGCCAAAGACAAAUAGUAGGCAAGAUGGCACAGGGCAUGAAAUGAACACAAAUUCUGCUGAGAAUUUUAUUUUAUUUUUUGUAUUGGCCAUAAGCAACAAUUUUUCAGAUUUGCACAAAAAGGAUCUUAAAAUUUGAAACAUUGCUUUUAAGUAUACUUAGCACUUCAGGGCAGGAUUUUAGUUUUAUUUUUUAAAGUACUAAGCAAUGAUAAUAUUUAUUAAUUUGGACCAUUUUCCUGCAUUGGGUGAUAACUCACCAGUUCAUUUCAGUCUUUCUGAAUAAAUAGCAUUUAUGGUAAUCAUACUGGACUUCUGUUUUCAAUCUCAUUUAGGAGUCUAUGAAAUGCUAUGUCAUUUCAUGUCCUGUGUCAGUUUAUGUUUUGGUCCACUUUUCCAGUAUUUUUGUGGACCCUGAAAUACGUGUGAUGUGACAUUUGUCAUUUUCAUUAGCAAAAAAAAAAAAGUUGUAUGAUCUGUGCCUUUUUUAUAUCUUGGCAGGUAGGAAUAUUAUAUUUGGAUGCAGAGUUCAGGGAAGAUAAGUUGGAAACACUAAAUGUUAAAGAUGUAGCAAACCCUGUCAAACAUUAGUACUUUAUAGAAGAAUGCAUGCUUUCCAUAUUUUUUUCCUUACAUAAACAUCAGGUUAGGCAGUAUAAAGAAUAGGACUUGUUUUUGUUUUUGUUUUGUUGCACUGAAGUUUGACAAAUAGUGUUAUUGAAAGGGAUGUGUAAUUUUUCUGUAUAGACAGGAGAAGAAAUAACUAUCUUUUCAUUUGAGAGAGGCUAAAAUGUUUUCAGCUAGGAACAAAUCUUCCUGGUCGAAAGUUAGUAGGAUAUGCCUGCUCUUUGGCCUGAUGACCAAUUUUAACUCAGAACUUUUUUUAUUUUGUCCUCCCUAAGUUUUGUGAAGUUUUUUCACAUUUUAAGUUCCGGCUUAUUUGGGGGAGAUAGGAAGGUCAUUUUCAUGUACACACAAUAAUCCUGCAAAGUACAGGUACUUUGUCUAAGAAACAUUGGAAGCAGGUUAAAUGUUUUGUAAACUUUGAGAUAUAAGGUCUGAUGUAUAAGCAGAAUUGAAAAGCAGACUAGGAUUGGUUAGCAAAUAAUACAUUUUUUUCCUUUUUUGGAUGUGUUGGAUUUUGUUUUUGUUUUUGAGUCUUUCUUUUUUAAAUGAAUGAAAUUUACUGAGGAAAAAUAUGUGAAGGACCUUCACUCUAAGAUGUUAUAUUUUUCUUAAAAAAUAACUCCGAGUAGGGGUACCACUGAAUCUGUACAGAGCCGUACAAACCGAAGUUCUGCCUCUGAUGUAUUUUGUGAGUUUGUUUCUUUGAGUUUUCAUUUUUGUUACUUUUCCUUGCAUACAAAUAAGCAUAUAAAAAUGGCGACAAACUGCACAUGAUUUCACAAAUAUUAAAGUCUUUUAAAAAGUAUUGCCAAACAUUAAUGUUGAUUUCUAGUUAUUUAUUCUGGGAAUGUAUAGUAUUUGCAAACAGAAAUUGGUACCUUGCACACAUCAUCUGUAAGCUGUUUGGUUUAAAAUACUGUAGAUAAUUAACCAAGGUAGAAUGACCUUGUAAUGUAACUGCUCUUGGGCAAUAUUCUCUGUACAUAUUAGCGACAACAGAUUGGAUUUUAUGUUGACAUUUGUUUGGUUAUAGUGCAAUAUAUUUUGUAUGCAAGCAGUUUCAAUAAAGUUUGAUCUUCCUCUGCUAAAUUGAUGUUGAUGCAAUCCUUACAAAUGAUUGCUUUUAAAAUUUUAAGAUAGGAAAAGAAAUCUAUAGAAAGUGUUCUGUUACAAAAUGUAACUGUUGCCAUUGGAAAUUUCACAUGUCAUAGGAAGUUAGCCGUUAUCUACCAACUUUCAAGAACUUACUAUUGUUUAAUAAAGUGAAAAAAAUCAGCAAAAUGGUACAAAACACAAUGUACCGUUACAAUAUGCACUAAGUCUCUUUUUUACAAAGGCUGAAUUCAGCAAGGCGCUAACUUGCUUAAAUGUGAAUUACUAACUUCUAAAACUGUAAUUUGAUUCACAUGUUUUCAAAUGGAGUUGGAGUUGAUUCAUAUUACAAUAUUUGUGUGCUAAAUGUGUAUGUUUUUCAGUUUGAAGUCAUGAUGUUUUUAAAAUCUUAUUAAAGUUUCAAAACUCUGAAGAUUGUUUAUCUAGAUGUAAAUUUUUAUUAAAAAGUUGCACUUAUGAAAAAGCAAAAAUAUAGUCUGACAGAUGUUUGCUCUGGUUUUAAAUUUCUAUAAACCUAAAAAAUAUUUAUGUCGGGGGUAUUUAUCAUGUAAAGCAAAUGUGUGAUUGCAAUUCAUCUUUUAGGUGUCCUUAAAAGGCAAAAAUGAAGAUACUUGAAAAUUCUCCAUGUUCUCAGUUAUAUAAUUUAAAUACAUCUUAUAGGAUGCUACUAAACAAUAUUAAAUACAUACUCCUACCUGUGCACCCAUAAUGAUAUCCUCCCUUUAGAAAAUAUUAUUUCAGUAUAGUUUUAAAAUAUUUUGAUAUCAAUGUCUUAGUAAUAGAAUUUAGGUAGAAUGUAUCUAGGAAUUAGCUAUUGUGGUCACUUCAAGAAACUCCAGCAAGGUUAUAGCCUUAAAAGAGGUACAAUUGAGAGUUGACAGUAUUACCAUUCCAUCUGCUAUUGGGAAUCCAGAGUGAUGCUAGACAAAUAUCCUAUAUUGAUGUUUUUGUUUAUUUCUGGGGGAGAGGGUAUGCCCCUUUGUUUUCUGCUUUUCAAAUUUCCUCUGUGGUACUUUUCUGGUUUUCUGAUGUUGAUUUUGCCUUGCAGGGCACAGUCCGUCUCUAAAGGAGUAGGUAGAAAUGCCUUAAGUAACUUAUUUCAUAGUAGCUUUCAGCCCUACAAAGGAAAAGCCUGUUGGCAGCCACUGGCUUGACACUCAACUUGGCUGACUUAGAAGCACUUCUGUCAUCUGAUCAUGAUCUUAGAGCUCCUGGUGGUUUUGACUGUAGUGGCUUUUAGAGUCCAUACACUGAUUCUAAUUUCUAUUGAACCAGUUUGUCACAUGGCCAUAAAUGGCAUUUCCCAUGUAAACCUCAGAUUCUUCUGAUAACCAGCUAUUCUGAAAUAUUCAUUACCAGAUGCUAGUCUUGAUUGCUCAGAAGGCACAACUGUUGCCAGGAUUUAAAUCUUGAGCAUCUUUUUCUCAGUGUAUUUUUUCGAGCUUUUUUCUCUCAGAAUUUUUCACAAAGAAACCAAGAAAAUCCUUUUUUAAAAUAUUUUUUUUAGUUGUAUAUGAACACAAUACUUCUUUUAUUUAUGAGGUGCUGAGGAUCAAGCCAAGUGCCCCACACAUGAAAGACAAGCACUCUACAACUAAGCCACAACCCCAGGUCCCACCGCAUCCCAUCCCACCUGUCCGCUCUUAUUUUAAUGCUAAGGAGUUUUAUGUUACUGGGAAGGCAUGAAAAGACUUUGAAAAUUGUACUUGCUAAAUGAUUAAAGACAAAGCUUCAAAUUUGA
Messenger RNA from Ictidomys tridecemlineatus (thirteen-lined ground squirrel), 6503 nucleotides. RefSeq names its product fragile X messenger ribonucleoprotein 1 (gene Fmr1). Gene Ontology annotation, cellular component: cytoplasmic stress granule; neuron projection; nucleus. NCBI's taxonomy places the organism in Eukaryota, Metazoa, Chordata, Mammalia, Rodentia, Sciuridae. The record is from RefSeq and is a predicted model, not a curated record. Gene Ontology annotation, biological process: positive regulation of translation; regulation of translation at presynapse, modulating synaptic transmission; regulation of mRNA stability. Gene Ontology annotation, molecular function: mRNA 3'-UTR binding; translation regulator activity.